Micromonas pusilla CCMP1545 is the source of this 972-nucleotide messenger RNA. RefSeq lists its product as uncharacterized. Bases 1 to 972 code for a protein of 323 amino acids. The transcript is spliced from 2 exons. NCBI's taxonomy places the organism in Eukaryota, Viridiplantae, Chlorophyta, Mamiellophyceae, Mamiellales, Mamiellaceae. The record is from RefSeq and is a predicted model, not a curated record.
AUGGAGGCGACGACGAGCGAUCCUUCCCCACCGGUCGUCGUCGCGGAAGGCGCGUCCGGCGCCGGCGACGGCGACGGCGGCGACGACGCGGAGGAAGAGGAGGAGGAGGCACAAGCGCCCGACCCCCCCCCGCCGCCGCGGCCGCCGCCGAUCGCGUUCGAACGCCGCCGCCGCCGCCGCGCGCGCGACCGCGUCGCCGACCUCGAAGACGACCGCCGCGCGAGAAAAGGCUGGCGCGCGACCGCGCGACUCGCGGUCUCCAAGGCGAUGGACGCCGUCGCGGCGAAGUACCCCGGCGCGCGUGCCGUCGAGAUCACCCACUUCGCGGGCGGGCCAUGCGACGAGCGCGAGAUCGUGACGUGCGUCGUCCCCGGCGGCGUGCGCCGCGGGUGGACCGUCGUGACGAAACGCGACGGCGGGUUGGAAGCGGCGAUUCGACUCGCGCACGGCCGCGCCGCGCGCCGCGCCGGGGACGCGCAGGGGCGCGUGUCUGGGUCGCAGACCGUGCGUCUGAAAGGUCUGAGCGCGCGCCCGGAGCUCAACGGCGAGAUCGGGCUCGCGCUGAGGCGCGUUCUGUUCGAGGCGUCCACGGGGCGAUGGCUGAUGCGACUGCGCAACGGCGACGGGAAGCAGGUCAAGCCGGAAAACUUGGAGCCGAUGGAGGGCGCGGGCGGGCGGGUGUUCGCGUUCUGGGGCGACGCGCGGUGGUCGCGCGCGCAGCUGCUGGGCGAGAUCGCGCGCGGGCACUGGGGUUUGUGCCGCGGCAGCGUCGCGGACAUCGCGUGCGCGCCCGAGGCGCGGUACGAGAGUUUACUCGGCAGCGAACGGCUGGCGUUCGCGCCGGUGACGGAGAUGACGGAGGAUUUUCUUCGGAACGCGCGGCGGGAGAUGGCGGCGCUUGGGAGCAUCGCGAGGGAGACGAUGCCGGAGGGCGAGGAAGCGGAGGAGGAGGGCGACGGGGACAGUCCGUGA